Molecule: messenger RNA, 1072 nt
Organism: Adineta steineri
Lineage: Eukaryota; Metazoa; Rotifera; Eurotatoria; Adinetida; Adinetidae
Source: the annotation of a GenBank genome assembly
AUCAUCAACAUCAACUUCAACAACAACGUCAACAACAACAGCCUGCAACUCUUUUCUUAAUCAAAGUACUUACUCAACUGGCGCUAACCCAUACUCGGUAGCAGUCGUCGAUGUGAAUAGCGACAACAAACCUGAUAUUAUCGUUGCAAAUUAUGGUUCGGGCACCGUCGGUGUUCUUCUUAACACAGGCAGCGGCACCUUUAUUGCUCAAACUAAUUACUUAGUUGGCACUAAUCCAUACUCAGUAGCAGUCGUCGAUGUGAAUAGCGAUAAUAAAUCCGAUAUUAUUGUUGCAAACUAUGGUUCGAACACCGUCAGUGUUCUUCUUAACACAGGCAAUGGCACCUUUAGUGCUCAAACUACUUACCCAGUUGGUAGCACGCCAUACUCAGUAGCAGUCGUCGAUGUGAAUAGCGACAAUAAACCUGACAUUGUUGUUGCAAACAAUGGUCAGAACACCGUCGGUGUUCUUCGCAACGCAGGCCUCGGCACUUUUAAUGCUCAAGUUGCUUAUUCAGUUGGCACUUACCCAACAUCAGUAGCAGUCGUUGAUGUGAAUAGCGAUGACAAACCCGAUAUUGUUGUUGCAAACUAUGGUUCGGCCACCGUCACUGUUCUUCUUAACACAGGCAGCGGCCUAUUUAAUACUCAGACUAAUUACUCAGUUGGCACUUACCCUCAAGCAGUAGCAGUCGUUGACGUGAAUAGCGACAACAAACCUGAUAUUAUCGUUGCAAACUAUGGUGCAAACGCCGUCGGUGUCCUUAUCAACACAGGCAGUGGCACCUUUGGUAAUCAAACUACUUACGGAGUUGGCAGUAGCCCUGAAGCAGUAGCAGUCGUCGAUGUGAAUAGCGACAACAAACCUGAUAUUGUUGUUGCCAACUCUGGUCCGAACACCGUCGGUGUUCUUCUCAACAAAGGCAACGGUACCUUUAGUUCUCAAACUGCUUAUUCAGUUGGCACUUACCCAACAUCAGUAGCAGUCACCGAUGUGAAUAGCGACAGUAAACCUGAUAUUAUUGUAGCAAAUCAAGGUUCGAACACUGCCAGUGUUCUCCUGCAUUGUUAA